Molecule: messenger RNA, 939 nt
Organism: Phragmites australis (common reed)
Lineage: Eukaryota; Viridiplantae; Streptophyta; Magnoliopsida; Poales; Poaceae
Exons: 2
Coding region: 285-629 (114 amino acids)
Source: RefSeq, a predicted model, not a curated record
CUAAUUGGAUUGGGCCUUUUCUGUCUGAGGCCCUGAGAAAUCUUCUGAUGACAGUUUUCCCAGAAGCUCAACCUUCUUGGUGGAAAAAGCUCCAGUUCUCUUUGCCUCACCCCUUUGCUGAAGUUCGCUGCACCAUAGAGUCAUCUUCCCAGUCUCAGAAUAAUCAGAGAUUGCUAAAGCUUCAGUCGCCUUGGCUUGUCCACCCCCUAUAGAAAGCUGCCAAAAACAGCGGGGUCAAAAUUACAGAGCUUGAAACAGAAAAAUUUUCCUCCACAAUUGGGACGAUGACCCUUCCUGAGGGCUCCAAGGACCUUCGGAACAAGGAAAAGGCCUGCAGAUAUGACAUGAAAGGCAAAAAGGUCAACUCCAAGACCUAUAGUAGAAGGAGCCAGAUGAAAGAGAAGAUGAACAAGUCCAUGGAGGAAGGAAACCUUUUUGCUCAUGCUACUUCCAGGCUGAUCGGAACCAACAGGAGGAGCAAGAAGCUGGAAGAGAAGGCAAAAGGUACUUCUUUCCCCCCUCUUCUAUUUUCACUGGUCCUAUCAAAUUUCCUGAUUUAUCUGACCUUGAGGAGAGGCAAGAACCGUACCCAGAAAUUUCGGUUAAUGUCUUGCAGCAAGUGGCAAUAGAGAGGUGCAGCAUUCCUCCGAGGGAGGUGUCCGAUGCGGAGCUGCUGAGGCCGAGGGAUCUACAGCUGCAACUUUGCAAGGAGGAUGCCUCAAAUGAACAAUUGUUGGAUAAUGAUGACACUUGACUUCUGUGGAGACCGUGGGGUGUCUUUUCCCCCUAGUUUAUUUGUCUUUUGUAACCAUACUGUUGCUAAGUAAUCCUUGCUUUCUCAAUUGCAACUGUGUAACGAUCUACAUGAGGUCUGCUGGUUCCUUUUUGGAUUACUUUUUUCAUCAGUUUGGUUCAGUCAUGGGGUCUUUUUGAGAUGAA